UUUGAACAUGGUUUUAUGUUACAAUUUGAGUUAUUUGACAAAUUAUUUUGCUUUCAUUUCUGAACUCGCGUCGGAGAAAAUUUGUUAAAGUAUGCAACAGAAUAAGAUGCAAGAUGAAAUUUGGGAUUGUAUUGUUGUUGGGGCAGGCAUAGUGGGCAGUAAUACUGCAAGAUAUGCAGCCUCACUUGGCAAAAAGACCUUGUGUUUAGAACAGUUCUUACUCCCACAUGGUCGAGGUAGUUCUCAUGGACAGUCAAGGGUUACACGCCAUUCCUAUGAUGUAAAACAUUACGCUGAUAUGAUGCCGGAGGCGUUUGCAAUGUGGGAACAGAUUGAACGGAUGGCAAAUGAAAAACUCUUCAUCAACUGCGGCUACCUCACAGUUGACUCUCCUCCCUAUACAGCAAUAAAUAAAAUGAGAGAUUAUUUGGCAGCAAAUGGCGUUGAGACCAAACCCUGUUAACAACAAAGAAUUGAAAGAAAAAUACAUGUUUAACUAUCCUCCUGAUAUGCGUGGAUUGCUUGAACCAACCGGUGGGAUCCUAUUAGCAAAUAAAUGCCUUCAGGCUGUCCAGAGCCAGUUCAAGGAAUAUGGUGGAGUUCUGCAAGACAAUGAAAAAGUAAUGGACAUCAUCCCAGGAAAUAUUGUGCAAGUCAAGACAAGCAAAGGAUUGUACAAGACAAGGAGGCUGAUUUUGACGCCAGGACCUUGGGCAAAUUCGCUUCUCAAACCUCUGGGAAUGAACCUAGAUUUGAAGCCUGUCCGUACAACCGUAUUCUAUUGGAAGGUGAAACAAUCUGGUUUUGCAGCUGAAGAUAACUACCCUUGUUUUGCUGACUAUACGUCUCAAUGUUUGGACACAUUCGGUGGAUUAGUUUAUGGUCUGCCCUGUUAUGAAUACCCUGGAAUGAUAAAGUUUGCGAUACAUGGUGGACCUAUUGUCGAUCCUGAUGCUCGGGAUAUGGCUGAUCACACUGAUCUUGAAAAGAAUGCAUCAGAAUAUGUGAGUCGUCAUAUCAUGGGGGUUGAGGCUAGACCAAGUAUAGUGGAACACUGUAUUUAUUCUGUAUCACCAGAUGACAAUUGCAUAUUAGACCAACAUCCACAGUUUCACAACAUCGUUAUUGGAGUUGGAUUUUCAGGUACGGGGUUCAAAAUUUCUCCAGUAAUUGGAAAGAUUUUGUUCGAGUUGGCAUUCAGUUUAAGACCAAGCUAUGACAUGGAGCCUUUCAUGAUAGCAAGGUUUCAGAAUUCAACAGCAAAAUCCUCUUUAUAAUCUCAAAAAUAAGCCAUUGUAAAACUGACGGUUUAUUAAAUAAAAUUAAACGCUAUUGUAAAGCGAGAAAAAGCCAAAUUAAUUAUUAAGAAACCGCGCGCAGUCGCAAUGAAACAGCACUUAUACCACAAUCACCAACACCACCAUGACCACAUGAGCAAUGUCUUGAGCCGGUUUUCCACCAGCGAUAUUUUUCGCGCGAAUCGACAUUU
Molecule: messenger RNA, 1489 nt
Organism: Dendronephthya gigantea
Lineage: Eukaryota; Metazoa; Cnidaria; Anthozoa; Malacalcyonacea; Nephtheidae
Product: peroxisomal sarcosine oxidase-like
Exons: 9
Coding region: 438-1277 (279 amino acids)
Cellular component (GO): peroxisome
Molecular function (GO): flavin adenine dinucleotide binding; L-pipecolate oxidase activity; sarcosine oxidase activity
Source: RefSeq, a predicted model, not a curated record